UGAUAGGCUCGUUCCGUUCCUAUCUUUUCACCCAUAUUUUGGGUGUUAAUUGUCUAAUUUUUAUAAUUAAUCGGGUGACUAUUGGGGGUUUUGAAUGAAAAUUUGUAAUUUUUCGGUCCCGGUGCCAUUCAUUUUCAGUUUAGUAUUUGUCUACACAAUUUGACAUUUUUGGAGUAAUUUGAUUGUAAAAUUACAUAUUUUUACCGGAUGUGGUUAGUUGUGAUUGUACAGACUGAAUUUUGCGGUGAAUGUCACGUUAUGUUCGGCUGAACAGAUUGAAGUUUUUUUUUAGAAUAAUUAAGUUCAGCCCAAAAGAGAAAAAAAUAGCAGCAGCCCAAAACAAAAAGGGAAAAAAAGAGUUGGGGUUUCCCCGGGGCACAUUCAUUCACGAAGAACAAAAACAAGCAACCGUAGAUUUUUUUUUUGGGGGGGGGGGGGGGGGGUUCCUUCUGCACCUUGUCACUUAGUCACGCACUAGCAGAUUUUUAUUUCCUUCUCAUGAGGACCAACCGCAGCAGCAACUAGACCAACCUGCAAUUCUUUGUCCUGUUCUAUGGAAGUAGCCGCACCAGAAGUAAAGAAACUUAGAACAGUUUCUAAACUCCAAUCUUCCUUCAAUUUCUUCCAAGUUUAUUUAGAUUCCAAACAUUCACCGUAAGUUAAAUACAUUUUACAUUACUUGUUCUCAAUUUACGAUAUAAUUUCGGAGUUAUUUUUCUCCCACUGAUAAUUUAGUAUUCCCAAACGAUUAUUUUACUUCAGUUUUUUUUCAAGGCCUUUAUCAUGCUUAAUUAUAUUAUUGUGAUGUUAAUUUUAAGUAUGAGUAGCUAAUUUCAUAAAGGGUUUGAAUUGGGGCUAGGGUUCAUGGGUUCUUGAGGGUGUGAAUUUAGUUUUUGAAAUUCAAUUAAUUUUCUGGAAAAUUGUAUAAGAUUACUCUUAAUUGCCUAUAUGAAUUUGAUCGCCUCAUAUAUGAAUGUUUGGAUUUAAUUCAAUUCUUGUCUAUGGAAUUUGCGUUAAAUUAGCUUGGAUCUUAUACAAGCAAUCUGAUCUUAGAAAUAAGUUAGGAUUGUGAUAAUAUAUUUUAAUUCUUAUCUUUGAGAAUUGAUUUCAUUUUCUAUCCAGGAUUAAUUGAAAAUUAAUUUACUUAAUUUUAAUCCCGAAAGAACACCCAGAACCCAAACCAUUCAAUUUGAACCCUGUUUUAAUAUCUAGAAUCAGGUAAAAAAAAACUUACUCUAUUUAUUUUUUUGCACUCGUUGUUAGUUAGUUUACUUUUUUUUAAUCACCUGAAAACAAUUUAUUCGGAAAGAUUACCAUGACUUGUGCUAGCCUGUGAUCACGGACAGUAUUUAAAACUUCCUUUUUGCCACUCCUUGAGAGACGAUACUCGUGGUCUGGUUAUUCUACGUAUUAACCAACUACGUUUUACUCACUAAAAAAAAUACAGCGAUCAAAUGGCGCCGUUGCCGAGGAGUGGCACGGUUGUUUGUUAAGUACUUUCUGUGGAAUAGGUAAAAGCAAGUCGGUGAGACUUUCUAUUUCUUUUCUGUUAUUUGUUUUUGUUUUUGGUGUUCUUUGCACGUGAACUAAGCUGCAGGAACCAGUGCAUGCACACUCGCUCCUUGGGGGAACAAGACUUAAUUGCAGGUUAUUCAGAUCCUGAACGCUUAUUCCGAGGAAGAGCUAAAAGGCGGUUGCUAGAAGACUUGAACAAAAUGGCCGAUGAGACAACUCUGGAGAAGUUGACGCCUAACUAUGUGGCGAGAAAUAGCAUUGGUGCACCCACCAUUGAGGCCAACAAUUUUGAAAUCAAGCCGGCCAUGAUGCAGAUGCUUGCUAAUAAUCCAUUCUGCGGAUACACCCAUGAAGAUCCAAUGGAACAUAUUGAGAGCUUUAUUCAGACAUGUGCCACAUUCAAAUACAAUGGGGUAUCCAGCGAGGCGGUGAGGUUGACCUUAUUUCCAUUCUCGUUGAGAGACAAGGCAUCACGGUGGCUCCGUAGCUUUCCAAACGGGCAUUUUGAUACAUGGGAGAAGCUUCAUCAGGCAUUUAUGCAGGAGUACUUUCCUCCCUCUGCCGCUAUCAAAGUUCAGAGAGAAAUUCUCAACUUCACCCAAGCUCUGACAGAGACUUUCAGUGAAGCAUGGGAUAGGCUUAAGACGCUGAGAAGGAAGUGUCCAGAAACAUUCAUGAAUUCAGCAACCAUUAUGUGCAGAUUUUAUAAUGGUCUUCGGCUGGAGUAUAUGAGAGAACUAGACCGGGCAUCUUAGGGGGCUAUGUUUCUAAAAUUGUCCCCAGAGGCAGAAGAGCAGAUAAUAGAGAAUUUGGCUUCAAAUGAUAAAUAUUGGUACGCGGGCAAGGAGAGAGCUCAAAAUCCACCUGGUCUGCUCAAUUUAGAUCCCAUCACUGCACUCACAGCGAAGAUCGAGGGACUGGCAGUGGAUGUCAAAGACUUGAAGGCACAGACCUCUCAGCAGCAACAUGUUCACAAUAUUGGGGCAUAUCAGCCCUCUUAUCCUAUGUAUUCUGCCCCACUUCCAGUUCGAGCAAGUUAUCCAAGUCCAACUGGCCAAGAACUAGCUUUAUCUUGCGAAAUGUGCAUGGGAGCUCACCUCACUCACACCUGCCCUCUUUAUGUUCAGAAUCAGGCAGCUCCAGUGGUCCGUGAUGUGAAUUUCAUGGAAUACGGUCAAGGCCAAAGAGCUGGUGGGCAGUUUUUCAACAAUCAAGUUCAGAGAGGAAACUUUCAGCAAGGAGGAGGCUCGUGGAGACCUGAAAAUCAGAAUCAGGGGCAGCGGAAUGCUCCCAAUUACCAAGCAAAUUUUCAGAAUAGAGGCAAUCCAAAUCAGCCCACUUAUGUCCCGCCUCACCAAAGACAGCUUGAACCACCUCCGAUAAAUGCAGCGCUAGAGAAAACAGUGGCUGAAUUAGCCAAAAAUCAAGCGGAGAUGCACCAGCGUUUCAGAAACCUAGAAGCUCUUAUCCGUCAGCUUGGUUCAGUUGCUCCUAGAGAACCAGGCAGCCUUCCGAGUUCAACAGAACCCAAUCCAAGGGAGCAAGUGCAGGCCGUUACACUACGUAGUGGGAAGAUCCUUACAGAAGUUAAUACUCCACCAUUGCCUCAACAAAAUGAUGACCAACGACAUCAAGACCCGAAAUCCCAGGAGGUUGAAGAAGAACCAGUGGUUGUCCCUAUUCCUUCCAGGAGUAAUGAAGCUCAGAAAGAAGAUUCUCUGAAGAAAGAGAAGAGUAAGACGACUCCACCUCUCCCAUUCCCUACACGGGUGAAGAGAAGCAAUGAUAACACGAACCUGAUUAGAUUUAUGGAGCAUCUGAAGCAGCUUCAUAUUAAUGUCCCAUUCAUAGAAGCUUUGACGGAGAUGCCGAGGUACGCAAAAUUUCUGAAGGAUCUCCUCACGAAAAAAAAGGUGGGAAGAGCCGGAAGUGGUGGAUCUUAAUGCGGAAUGUUCAGCAGUUGUUCUGAAGACUAUGCCUCCGAAGCUAAAAGACCCAGGGAGUUUUACUGUACCUUGUUCUAUUGAAAAUUUUAUGUUUAAUAAUGCUUUAGCUGAUUUAGGAGCUAGCAUCAAUCUGAUGCCUUCCUCUGUGGUCAUGAAACUUGGCUUGGGUGAACUAAAGCCCACUCGUAUGAGCCUUCAGCUAGCGGACCGAUCGGUGAAAUAUCCGAAAGGAAUUCUAGAGGAUGUAUUAGUACGGGUGGACAAGUUCAUAUUCCCUGUUGAUUUUGUGGUCAUGGACAUGGAGGAAGAUCGUGAGACUCCACUUAUUUUAGGGAGGCCCUUUCUGGCUACUGCUAGGGCCCUUGUCGAUGUUGCUGCUGGUUCACUUUCUCUGAGAGUUGGGGACGAUGUGUGCACUUUUAAACUCUCAGAGGUGAUGAGUAAGGCCUCAGACCCCGCUGAAUCAUGCCAUUAUCUUGAUAUGUUUGAGUCAGUGGAGGGGUAUUUAUUUGGAGGUGAUAGUGAUAUUACCCCACCUGUUAGUGACAUUCAUUAUGUGGGGGAUAUGGUGGCUGAAAAUGAAGAAGAAAUGACUGUUGACUACGAGCAGGUGAUUAGGAAUGAUGAUUUCCCUACGUUGCUUACUGAGUUUGAGGAGCAGCCCACCGAUAAGGUUACUCCUUAACUCAAACCGCUCCCUAGUCACCUGGAGUAUGCAUUUUUAGACACACAGGGCCAACACCCUGUCAUUAUUUCAGCCCAGUUAGAGUCGGGACAGAAGGAAAAAUUGAUGGAUGUCCUUAGGUGUCACAAGCAAGUCAUUGCGCGUAAGCUUGAGGAUCUUCGUGGGAUUAGCCCAACCUUCUGUACCCACAAAAUCAAGUGUGAGGAGGGGUAUAAACCAGUCGUGCAACCGCAACGACGUUUAAACCCCAAGAUGAUGGAAAUGGUAAAGGCAGAAGUCCUGAGGCUUUUGGAUGUGGGUAUAAUUUACCCAAUUUCAGAUAGCCAAUGAGUUAGCCCUACUCACGUGGUCCCCAAGAAGGGGGGUAUGACGGUGAUUCAGAAUGAGAAGGGGGAACUCCUACCUAGUAGGACGGUGACUGGGUGGCGGAUGGUCGUUGAUUACCGUAAACUAAAUGAAGCCACUCGGAAGGAUCAUUUCCCCUUACCUUUUAUUGAUCAGUUGAUUGAGAGUUUGGCAGGGCAUGCUUAUUAUUGUUUCCUUGACGGGAUGAGCGGGUACUUUCAAAUACACGUUGAUCCCGUUGACCAGGAAAAGACCACUUUUACUUGCCCAUUUGGGACAUUUGCAUUUCGUAGGAUGUCUUUUGGUCUAUGCAAUGCUCCUGCCACAUUUAUGCGUUGCAUGAUUGCUAUCUUUGAGAAGUUUAUUGGUGAUUUUAUGGAGGUUUUUAUGGAUGACUUCUCUAUUUUUGGGGAGUCAUUUGAUGAAUGCCUCCAUAAUUUAGAGAAAGUGUUGAUUAGGUGUGAGGAGACCCACUUGGCCUUGAGUUGGGAAAAGUGUCACUUCAUGGUCAAGGAGGGUAUUGUGCUAGGUCAUAAGGUGUCAUCUAAGGGUAUUGAGGUUGACAAGGCAAAAAUUGAGGCCAUUGAGAAACUCCCGCCUCUAACAACCGUAAAGGCUGUCCGUAGCUUUCUUGGGCACGCCGGCUUCUACCGUCGCUUUAUUCGGGAUUUCUCAAAAAUAGCCAAACCUCUCACCCGUUUGCUUGAGAAAGAUGCUGAUUUUUUGUUUGAUGAUGAAUGUUUGCUUGCUUUUAAGUGUUUGAAACUUAAGUUGAUGGAAGCUCCAGUUUUAGUUUCUCCAGAAUGGGAAAUCUCUUUUGAGCUAAUGUGCGAUGCUAGCGAUCAGGUGGUCGGGUCCAUUCUUGGCCAACGGAAAGAUAAUCACUUCCGCCCCAUCUAUUACGCUAGCAAAACCUUAGCGGGACCCCAAUUGAAUUAUACCACUACAGAGAAAGAGCUUCUAGCUAUUGUGCAUGCUUUGGAGAAGUUUAGGUCGUAUAUUAUUUUAUCUGAAGUAAUUAUCUACACCGAUCAUUCGGCGUUGAGAUAUUUAUUUCAGAAGCACGACUCUAAACCUAGACUUCUCCGUUGGAUUUUGUUGUUGCAGGAAUUUAACAUAGAGAUUAGGGACCGAAGGGGUUCCGCCAAUCAAGCAGCUGAUCACUUAUCACGAUUAGAUGCUGACUUGGUAGACUCUUUCGGUAAUGAGGUUAUUGAAGAACUUUUUCCUGAUGAACGUCUUUUGCAGGUUGAGAUUGGAUCUGAGGUACCCUGGUAUGCAGACAUAGCCAACUACUUAGUAGGCAAUGUUGAGCCUAGCGGGCUAUCUCGACACAUGUUAAAAAAGUUUCUGUCCGAUGCUAAGUAUUAUUUCUGGGAUGAUCCUUAUUUGUUCAGGAUUUGUGCUGACCAGGUAGUACGAAGGUGCAUUCCUGAGGAUGAAAUGAAUGAGAUUCUUUACCAUUGUCAUGCUGGCCCCACUGGGGGGCAUUUUUCUGGUAAUAGGACAACAAGAAGAGUGUUAGAGUGUGGGUAUUACUGGCCCACGUUGUUCAAAGAUGCGAAUUCUUAUGUUGCCUCAUGCGAUAGGUGUCAACGGGUAGGAAAUAUUUCUAAACGAGAUGAGAUGCCCCAGACAUAUCUAUUGCCUUGUGAAGUUUUUGAUGUCUGGGGGAUUGAUUUUGUAGGCCCGUUCCCUAGCUCAAGAGGCAAUAAAUUUAUUUUAGUCGCUAUUGAUUAUGUGUCGAAAUGGGUAGAGGCUAUUGCGAGCCCUACUAAUGAUGCUAGAGUGGUUGUGCGUUUUGUAAAAAAAUUAUUUUCUAGGUUUGGAGUCCCCAAAGUUUUGAUUAGUGAUCGAGGAAGCCAUUUUCGUAAUGAUCCGCUAGCUCGUGUUUUGUCUAAAUAUGGGGUUCAACAUCGGCAAGGAGUAGCCUACCACCCCCAAACUCAGGGGCAAGUAGAGAAUGCAAAUCGGGAUCUUAAGGCUAUCCUAGAAAAAGCUGUAGCGCAAACUCGUAAGGAUUGGUCAGAAAAAUUAGAUGACGCGCUAUGGGCUUUUAGGACAGCUUAUAAGACUCCGAUUGGUACUACUCCUUUUCGAUUAGUUUAUGGGAAGUCUUGUCAUUUACCUGUGGAGGUAGAGCAUAGGGCACUCUGGGCUUUAAGGACUGUUUGUCUUGAUUCAUCUAGUGCAGGUAAGGAGCGGUUCUUUCAGGUGAAUGAAUUGGAUGAGUUGAGGGCUCGGGCCUUUCAUAAUUCAUACUUAUACAAAGAGAGAGUAAAACAAGCUCAUGACAAGCACAUUAAGGCAGACCGCCAGUUUGCAGAGGGGGAGAAGGUGUUGUUGUAUAAUUCAAGGUUGAGACUUUUUCCUGGGAAGCUGAAGUCCCGAUGGACGGGACCAUACAUUGUACGUCGAGUUUAUCCCUAUCGAAGUGUGGAGAUUGAGCAUAAUGACGGCCGGGUUGUCAAGGUCAACGGCAACCAACUCAAGCACUAUUUUGGGGGAAUGUUUGAAAAGCAGAAGGAGGUUUUAAGCCUCGAACCCGUCUUUGAAUGAGAUUUUAUCGUCAAGCUAGUGACGUUAAAGAAGCGCUUCUGGGAGGCAACCCACAAAAAAAACUGAAAAAAAAAAUUAAAAAAAAAGGAAUUAGGAGUUUAGUAUCUCUUGUUUAUGCAUUUUUUUGUCUUUGUUUUUGUGUUUUCAUCUUGUGCUUGUGCGCUUGGAUUUCUUUUCUUUGAAUUGUAGAUAUGACAUGGACUGGUGUGGAAGAAGAAGUGUAGCCCUAUAUAAAUGGAGCUCCUAAAGGAUACUGGCUACCAACUCCCGUUUACUUUACAGAAGGUCCGUGGAGACCCGGCAGCAGACACUUUCAAGGCCAAUAGUUGGAGACAGUAAUUGGAGACUUACGCAUGCUCCAGGAGUGAAACCAGCUGCCAUGCACCAUGGAGUUCGUGAGCUCUUUCGCUGUCCGCAGGAGCACCGCUGUUUAGAAGAAGAAGCGACGACAAGCACAAUCAUCAAGUGCAAUUUGAUGGGACAUGACUUUGAUGGCAGUUUUUGGAUGGUGGUUGAUUUUUGAGGGCCGAAUCAGCUGCCCGCUGACAGUAGACCAUUGUUUAUUGGGCCUUGGUUCACCACACUUUGGACAAACUGCCCAGCCUCAGUAUUAUUGCAGCAUUCCAGUGGCAGGAUUCAGCGGCAUCUACACAUCUAGGAGAGUCAUUUCACCUUGCAGAUCAUGGUUCUAAGACCGAAUAUCUCACCACCAGAGACCGAGGGGCUAUCAGAUGCUGAGUUUUAUGUUAAGCUGGAGGUUAUUCACUGCAGUUUGGCUUAUACGGUAACCUGUCAACUCUAACUACGCUGCUGAAAAUGUGUGCUUACUAUCAUAUUACUCCUUUGUUGAUUUGUGUUGAUUAUUAUUCUGAUUAUGAUGUGUUGCCGGGCUAAAAAUCAUUUUACUCGUUAAUUUGCCCCUGUUAUUUUUGUUUUAAUCUUUUCUUUGACCUCGAGGGCGAUGUCACCCCUAAGUGUGGGGAGGUUUGGUUUUAGCUUGGACAUGACAUUUGGUGAUGAAGUUAUUCUGUCCGAAAACAUUUUGAGGUGCAUGAGGUUCUUUUUUCUAGUUUAGCAACACAACAAAGGUAACUUGUUAAUCUUUAUUUUCUUUUGUAAUCUUCCGUCUCCUCCAUCUUUCUUGGAAAGAAUUAGUAAUGGUGUAAUCAUCAGGGUGGUGUGUAUAUUCUUGGGAAUGUUGGCAGGUUAGAUGGUUUGAUUUGUGUUGAUUAAAUUCGGUUUUACUCGUGAUUCACUAGUUUGUCAUCAAUAAUUGCUUGAUUGGUCAGGUGUUGAAAAUCCUUACUCCAUAAGGAGCUCUGCUUUCUAAGCAUAUCGGGAUAAAUUCAUGCUAAACAGGCAACUGAUUCUUGUUAUGGGGUUACACUUCGUGUGUCGAGAAUUUCAUCUCCGGAAAGGGACUCUGCUCAUCUCACGAAUCACCCCGUGUGAGAGUUGAGUAUGCAUAGUAAUGAGAUAAACUCCCAGGCCCUAUAGCUAGAAUCGGCCCCGUAAUCCACAACCUCGCCAACUUUUCAAAAAAAAAAUGAAUCACGAGCAUACCGGUUUUAUCACACAAUUCUUGGGUUUUUGGAAUGAUUGGUGGUUUGGAUUUCACACACCUACACCAUUGGGACCAUAAUUCUUUUCUCUACAUUUUAGUCGGUUGGAGAGGGAUUUUACUUUUGAUAAUAUUGUUUAACAUGUGAAUCUUGGUUUCGUUGUUAAGAAAGAAAAGACCUUGUGCAAUCAUUUGUUUUGGGUGUGAAUGAUUUUUGAACCAGGUGUUACAUGUGAUUAUUUUGUUUUCGUGGUUUUAAUGCACUGUUGCUUGGGGGCAAGCAACGCUCAAGUGUGGGGAGAUUGGUUUGGUUUUAGCUUGGACAUGACAUUUGGUGAUGAAGUUAUUCUGUCCGAAAACAUUUUGAGGUGCAUGAGGUUCUUUUUUCUAGUUUAGCAACGCAACAAAGGUAACUUGUUAAUCUUUAUUUUCUUUUGUAAUCUUCCGUCUCCUCCAUCUUUCUUGGAAAGAUUUAGUAAUGGUGUAAUCAUCAGGGUGGUGUGUAUAUUCUUGGGAAUGUUGGCAGGUUAGAUGGUUUGAUUUGUGUUGAUUAAAUUCGGUUUUACUCGUGAUUCACUAGUUUGUCAUCAAUAAUUGCUUGAUUGGUCAGGUGUUGAAAAUCCUUACUCCAUAAGGAGCUCUGCUUUCUAAGCAUAUCGGGAUAAAUUCAUGCUAAGCAGGCAACUGAUUCUUGUAAUGGGGUUACACUUCGUGUGUCGAGAAUUUCAUCUUCGGAAAGGGGCUCUGCUCAUCUCACGAAUCACCCCGUGUGAGAGUUGAGUAUGCAUAGUAAUGAGAUAAACUCCCAGGCCCUAUAGCUAGAAUCAGCCCUGUAAUUCACAACCUCGCCAACUUUUCAAAAAAAAAAAAUUGAAUCACGAGCAUACCGAUUUUAUCACACAAUUCUUGGGUUUUUGGAAUGAUUGGUGGUUUGGAUUUCACACACCUACACCGUUGGGACCAUAAUGCUUUUCUCAACAUUUUAGUCGGUUGGAGAGGGAUUUUACUUUUGAUAAUAUUGUUUAACAUGUGAAUCUUGGUUUCGUUGUUAAGAAAGAAAAGACCUUGUGCAAUCAUUUGUUUUGGGUGUGAAUGAUUUUUGAACCAGGUGUUACAUGUGAUUAUUUUGUUUUCGUGGUUUUAAUGCACUGUUGCUUGGGGGCAAGCAACGCUCAAGUGUGGGGAGAUUUGAUAGGCUCGUUCCGCUCCUAUCUUUUCACCCAUAUUUUGGGUGUUAAUUGUCUAAUUUUUAUAAUUAAUCGGGUGACUAUUGGGGGUUUUGAAUGAAAAUUUGUAACUUUUCGGUCCCGGUGCCAUUCAUUUUCAGUUUAGUAUUUGUCUACACAAUUUGACAUUUUUGGAGUAAUUUGAUUGUAAAAUUACAUAUUUUUACCGGAUGUGGUGAGUUGUGAUUGUACAGACUGAAUUUUGCGGUGAAUGUCACGUUAUGUUCGGCUGAACAGAUUGAAUUUUUUUUUUGAAUAAUUAAGUUCAGCCCAAAAGAGAAAAAAAUAGCAGCAGCCCAAAACAAAAAGGGAAAAAAAGAGUUGGGGUUUCCCCGGGGCACAUUCAUUCACGAAGAACAAAAACAAGCAGCCGUAGAUUUUUUUGGGGGGAAUUCCUUCUGCACCUUGUCACUUAGUCACGCACUAGCAGUUUUUUAUUUCCUUCUCAUGAGGACCAACCGCAGCAGCAACUAGACCAACCUGCAAUUCUUUGUCCUGUUCUAUGGAAGUAGCCGCACCAGAAGUAAAGAAACUUAGAACAGUUUCUAAACUCCAAUCUUCCUUCAAUAUCUUCCAAGUUUAUUUAGAUUCCAAACAUUCACUGUAAGUUAAAUACAUUUUACAUUACUUGUUCUCAAUUUAGGAUAAAAUUUCGGAGUUAUUUUUCUCCCACUGAUAAUUUAGUAUUCCCAAACGAUUAUUUUACUUCAGUUUUUUUUCAAGGCCUUUAUCAUGCUUAAUUAUAUUAUUGUGAUGUUAAUUUUAAGUAUGAGUAGCUAAUUUCAUAAAGGGUUUGAAUUGGGGCUAGGGUUCAUGGGUUCUUGAGGGUGUGAAUUUAGUUUUUGAAAUUCAAUUAAUUUUCUGGAAAAUUGUAUAAGAUUACUCUUAAUUGUCUAUAUGAAUUUGAUCGCCUCAUAUAUGAAUGUUUGGAUUUAAUUCAAUUCUUGUCUAUGGAAUUUGCGUUAAAUUAGCUUGGAUCUUAUACAAGCAAUCUGAUCUUAGAAAUAAGUUAGGAUUGUGAUAAUAUAUUUUAAUUCUUAUCUUUGAGAAUUGAUUUCAUUUUCUAU
Cuscuta europaea is the source of this 10904-nucleotide messenger RNA. Lineage: Eukaryota; Viridiplantae; Streptophyta; Magnoliopsida; Solanales; Convolvulaceae. The record is from the annotation of a GenBank genome assembly.